Prorocentrum cordatum is the source of this 1391-nucleotide messenger RNA. Lineage: Eukaryota; Dinophyceae; Prorocentrales; Prorocentraceae. The record is from the annotation of a GenBank genome assembly.
GGCUCGAGCCGUGGCCUUCCCCGAAGCCCCGAGCGCUCCCAGGAGCCCGCGCGCGCCCCCCUCGGCGGGCCCCCGGGCCUCCCGACAGAGCUACACGGAUGGUCGCCGCGGGAGGCGCCCACACGGUGCUGCUCAGGAGCGACGGCACGGCCGUGGCCUUCGGCUCGAAUGACCGCGGCCCGUGCGCCGUGCCGGCGCUGGACGGGGCGCUGACGUACACCGCGCGCCUGCUCGUCGGCGCGGCGCUGCUCCUGCAGGCGUCGCUCGACGGCGGCGCGGUGCGCUUCCUGACCCUGGGCGGGGUGGAGCGCUGCCGGGUGCGGGCGGCGCCCGGCGCGCCGCUCGCUGGCGUGCGCGACUGGCUGGCGGGCGAGCUGGGCGCGGGCAGGCUGGGCCCCGGGAUCGACCGCGCCGACGCGGCCCUGCCAGGCGGACGGCUCCUGAGCGGGGCCUCGGCGGGCGAGACCGUCGCAGACGCCUUCGGGUUGUAGGUAUCGGGUCGCCGCCGUGCUUCGUCCUGGGCCUUGGGGUGUCAUCCAGGUCAAGAUCCCCACUGCCCUGUGGUCGUCGGACCGGACACGACCCUUGACUGGGGGUGUGCAUCGCGCCAUUUUGGCAGCGUACUUCCUGCUCCCUGGGUGCCUGUCUCCUCUCAGACUCCCUGGGCUGCAGCUUGCACCUCCGCCUGAUCCGCGGCCCGCGCGCGCGCCCGGCUAAUUUGUUACGGCCGCAGCCCGACCGUGACCUGCCGCCGCCGGCGCUUCCGCCCGCGGCUGUAAAAAAAAGUAUCCCCACCAGCCAGCUUCUCUUCCGCUGGCAUCCGUUCAGUGUUUUUGCAGGGCAAUCUUCUGGCAUCGUCCUUUGCCGUGCACUCGCUACAGCGGCCUACGUGCCACUGCAGCCAAUUAUGUCGCUCUGUGCCCCAGAACGUUAUUCGUUAUUCCCGCUCGCUUGAUCUGUCCUUCGAGACGAGAAGGAGGAGGUUCUGGCAUGUGCGAGCAGCGCAACGGCAUAUGCCCUCGCCUUUUCAGUUUUGGCCGGAGACAAGACGAAAGUCCGACCAUCUUUGAGGAAUGAGGUAUUCCGAAGGUAGUCUCGGUGAGGAGUUCCAAGACAUGUGCAGCCUAGUAGUAGCCCAGCUGUCAGCGGUAAGCAAGAACGCGCCUUUGCCUGGCCUCCUUGCCACCAGGCGGCAUCCCUGGCCGCCUGGUUUGGCAGCGCGUGCUGCACCCGCUAAUCUGAUACAAGCCUCCUCUCAUCCCAAGACAGUUUUUGCAAUUUCUCGAAAGAGUGCGCAAGGCUUCCAAGCCUGGGCUGGGCACGGUUCCUUUUCUGCACGUGGCGUUCUGCGCGACGUGGCUUCCUGAGGUCCGUAUGAGGAGAAAAAAAAA